Sclerotinia borealis F-4128 is the source of this 885-nucleotide messenger RNA. NCBI's taxonomy places the organism in Eukaryota, Fungi, Ascomycota, Leotiomycetes, Helotiales, Sclerotiniaceae. The record is from the annotation of a GenBank genome assembly.
AUGCAUAUUACUUCUCCUCUCUUAUGGGUUGCCGCCUUGGUAACCCCUGGUCUUUCUCAGAUUACUCUAGGAACCGCUGCACCCUACGGUGCCUUAGCUGAAACCGGCAUCACCAAUGCUGGACUCACCGUCAUCACCGGCAACAUCGGUACCACUGGCGCCUCGAUCAAUGGAUUUCCUCCUGGAAUCGCGACAGGCACAACCAAGGCUGCCACUCCGGAUGUAUUCCAAGCAAGAGCCGAUGCUCAUACGGCUUACACUACCGCCAAUGGACUCACCGGAGGUAUUGAUUCCACCGACAGUUCGGAACUUGGUGGUCGUAUUCUUACUGCGGGCAUUUACAAGUAUACCAGUGGGGUAUCUCUCCAUGGAGUCUUGACACUUGAUGGUGCUGGUAGAUCGGAUGGUACAUGGGUUUUCCAGAUUGGUUCUACCUUGGUUACGGGCGCCUUAGCAUCUGUCAAUCUCAUCAAUGGUGCUUCAGCAUGUAACAUCUUUUGGGCCGUUGGUAGUUCAGCAACAAUCGGUUUAAAAAGUGCCUUCGCAGGCAACAUCUUAGCAUUCGCAUCUAUCAACUUAGCCCUCGGAGCUUCAAACAAUGGAGGUCUCCACGCAGGUGCCGCCGUCACUUUAAGUAGCAAUAGAAUCGCAGCACCAACUUGUAUUUCCCUUGGCAGUAGAGCAACUGCUUCGCUUUCGCUUACCCAGGCGGCGGAAACUACUUCGGUUGCAAAACCUACCUCGACCCCAUCCAGCAAAACAACCCUCGUAACUUCCAUCGUCAAACCAACCUCCGUUUCCGCAUCGACCAGUCAGAAACAUACGAGCGCGAGCAAGAGUAAGGUUGCGGAGCCUACUAGUUAUGGAUAUGGAUAUGGGUAUUAG